Molecule: messenger RNA, 186 nt
Organism: Monosiga brevicollis MX1
Lineage: Eukaryota; Choanoflagellata; Craspedida; Salpingoecidae
Exons: 2
Biological process (GO): protein dephosphorylation
Molecular function (GO): protein tyrosine phosphatase activity
Source: RefSeq, a predicted model, not a curated record
GAUGAGCCAGAGCGGCGUAUUACCCAAUUUCAUUACACGGACUGGCCUGACCAAGGCGUCCCUGCCAGCCCUCACUCCUUUGUCCAGUUUGUUCGCACCGUCAUGACCUCUCAGCAACGUGCGCAAGCCUCUCCACCGCUCCUGGUGCAUUGUAGUGCUGGGGUCGGCCGAACCGGAACUUUCAUC